This is a messenger RNA of Chenopodium quinoa (quinoa), 1347 nucleotides long. Its product is annotated as glucuronoxylan 4-O-methyltransferase 1-like. Lineage: Eukaryota; Viridiplantae; Streptophyta; Magnoliopsida; Caryophyllales; Amaranthaceae. Gene Ontology annotation, biological process: xylan biosynthetic process. The record is from RefSeq and is a predicted model, not a curated record. Bases 202 to 1044 code for a protein of 280 amino acids. The transcript has a single exon.
AAAUAUUAUGUGUAGUUUUGCUUCAUCUUAACUCAAUAGUUGCUCGGUAGUCUUCAUCACAUAACCAAUAUGCUCAUCUCAUAAAAACCCGUUUCCUUGUCUAUGCAAAACCAACAUUAGCUUCUUACAAACAUCAUAUCCUCGAAUUUAGAGAGCGAAAAACACCAGUCAUUUGAUCUCUACUUUCAUUGAAAAAUUACCAUGAGGCCUAAACCUCAAGGCCCUCUUAAUAUUAAGCUCCUCAUUUUAGGAGUUACCCUUGCUUUUCUCCUCCUCUUUAUCUUGAGAUCAAAUUUGUCAUCAUCUUCUGAUCAAAGUACUUCACAAACCGUAAGAAGUAGAGAUUCGGAUUGUUCAUCAUCUUGCACGAAACUCCCAUCCUCGCUAUCUCAUGCCCUCAUUCACUACACAACCUCAAGCAUCACACCACAACAAACACAAAAAGAAAUCUCAGUUAGUGCCAAAGUGCUACAACAGAAGUCCCCUUGUAACUUCCUAGUUUUCGGCCUAGGCCAUGAUAGUCUAAUGUGGAGCGCGUUAAACUAUGGAGGACGAACUGUUUUCUUAGAAGAAGACGAAUCAUGGAUUCAACAAAUUAAACGUCGAUUUCCUAUGUUAGACUCUUAUCAUGUUGUCUAUGAUAGUAAGGUUAAUCAAGCAGAUACUUUGAUGGAAAUGGCCAAGGGAGAAGAGUGUACUUCAAUAGGUGAUGCUAGGCACUCAAUGUGUCAACUUGCAUUGAAAGGUUUACCUAAGGAAGUGUAUGAAACUAAGUGGGAUGUGAUCAUGGUGGAUGCACCUACCGGGUACUACGAUGAGGCUCCCGGUAGGAUGACCGCGAUUUACACAGCCGGGAUGAUUGCUAGGAAUAGGGAGGAUGGAGAUACUGAUGUAUUUGUUCAUGAUGUGAAUAGAGAAGUUGAGGAUAAAUUUUCUAAGGCAUUUUUAUGUGAAGGGUAUAUGAAGAAGCAAGAGGGAAGGUUGAGGCACUUCAAUAUACCAAGUCAUAGGGAUGGGUCAGAGAGGCCAUUUUGCCCUAAUUAGUAAUUUUUUUUUUUUUUUUUUAAUUUUUAUUCUUUUAUUGAAAGAUUUUCUUGAGUUUUACACAUUAUUUUUCAAUUAUCAUAAAAUUCAUAGAAGGUUCAUGUAUGCAUGUUGGAUGAGAAAGAUUCUGCUUUACAAUUUUUUUUUUUAAUAAUACGUAGUAGAUGAGAUGGGAUGGAAAACUUGAGAUAUAGUAUUAAUUUUUUACUACUAUGGAGAAUACAUGUAGCCAUUUUGAUUUUUUCAAGUCCUAUAAUUGGUAUGAAAAGCUAUUUCUCAUUGUAGACUGAGGAACCGCAGUCA